AUGGCAUUCCAGUCCAAGAAGUUCCGCGGGGCCGCGGCUCAAAAUACCCUCGCCGCGAAAUACCGUGUCCAGAUGCAGAGGCAUCCGUUCCUCCUCUUCGGACUUCCUUUCAUUGCAACCAUGGUCGCCGGAAGUUUUUUCUUGACCCCAGCAACGGCCCUGCGUUAUGAGCGACACGACCGCAAGGUCCGCCAAGUGUCGAAAGACGAGGAGCUGGGCAUUGGCAAGAACAAGAGGAAGGUCGACAUGAAGGAAGAAUAUUACAGGCUUGCUGCAAAGGACCUCGACGACUGGGAGCAGAAGCGCGUCAAGAGGCUGCCGGGCGAACACGACGGAAAACUUUAG
Molecule: messenger RNA, 345 nt
Organism: Lasiodiplodia theobromae
Lineage: Eukaryota; Fungi; Ascomycota; Dothideomycetes; Botryosphaeriales; Botryosphaeriaceae
Product: Cytochrome c oxidase assembly protein cox16
Exons: 2
Coding region: 1-345 (114 amino acids)
Biological process (GO): mitochondrial respiratory chain complex IV assembly
Cellular component (GO): mitochondrial inner membrane
Source: RefSeq, a predicted model, not a curated record